UUCCGUUAUUACACCUUGUAAAUUCGCGUCACAUUACGUCUUUGUUUUGCGUUAUUUACUUUCAGUCGCGUUCUUAUGCCAUUCGUUCGUGUUAUCAUGCCUUUCUUUUGAGUUGUAACGCAUCUUUACGCUUUUAGGAAUAUUCUUUUGUCUUUUGAAAUUUUGUAAAUGAUAUAGCAUAUUCAAACCAAUACCACUUUUCUUUUUGUUAAUUUAUUUAAUACCUGACUCUCAUAACGAGUUCCUUUUAUAUCUUACAUAAUGCCAUUCCGGGGAGUACCUUUUGAGAAAAACACAAUUCAAAAUCGUAAAUUAAUAAAACAAGUCAUUUUUGAAAAAAGAAAUUUAUUGACAACAGCAAUUAAGAAUUAUAUUUUAUUUUUUUUUAAAUCUUUUCUUCGAAAUUUUCAUCCAUGUAAUCAAAAAGGAAUUAUUGUACCAAAACAAUGAAAAAUAAUUUCUGUUUUCCCAAUACGCUCUUCCUAACACAAUCACAAAUAGUGCUCGAGCACAGGCACUCGGGUAGCCUAGCGGUUAGAACGCUACCAACCGUGACGCCCUGGGCUCGAUUCGCGAUUCAACGCGCCGCGUCCAACCACAGUUAGAGACUAUUCCUACACCAAGCGAGUGAAAACUACAGGUCUUUCGAGUGAAUAUUUCGUCAUGGUCGCCGUUGGCAUGGCAAAGAAUCCUCACAGCUAUGACACUGACUGACUGAGCAUCAUUCAUAUAUGUCAAAAUCGUGACAUUUCACCUACAACCGGUGAUGGUUUUGGAUGAGUCAAAAUAUGAUGUAAAACAACAAACAAACAAAAACCGACUUAAUGCGAUGGGCAGUUUUCAUAGAACUACAGCCAGAAUGGGGACCAGUUUAGACUAUUCGUGAACUUAAUUAAUUUGGUGGUUUCUCAUGAAAAAAAUGUAUAUUCACAAAGAAAAAAGUGUGAGCCAAUGUUGAAAUUUUCGAAACAGAGUUGUACAUUUAUCCAGAUUAUUUAUUGAUAUUUGCUUAGUAUAAUGAAAUCCCUCUACCAAAUUCGAAAUAUUUUUUACUUACAUACAUGUACAAUUAAAUAACACUCGAUGUCUAUAGAAAGUACGAUAUCAAUUUUUCAAUCAUGUUUUAAAAAGGUUUUACUUUAUCUGGGAUGAAAAUAGAACCAUUCGAACAAGUAUAAAAUCCAAUAAAAAAUAUAGUUCUUCAUAUCUAUUUUGUAAAUCCCUUCACUACAAAGUACAGUCCUUUACUAAACAUUUUUAUGCAGUGCAAUACAUUUGCUGCUUUCUAAAUUCGAAAUUCUAAAAAUAUUAGUACAAAAUCUCUCCAACCUUUUCUCCUAUUCUGAUAUAAGCAUCAGAAUGUAUAUGACUUAUCCCAUUUGGACAGUAUCUUACGCCAUAUAACGUAUUACGAAAUCACAUGAGAUUCGGUUAUCUUCAAUUUAGCAAAACAUCCCAUCUGGAAUUAUAGUGGAAUGGUGAGAACCGAAUGUUUAAUUGUAAUACAGGAUUAGAAGGAUGCCCAAGAUUUAAUGUUGAGGCGAAGGAGACACGGGAAAACCCGAAUUAUACCGCAAUAACCGAACAGACCUCAGGUAUAACGAUCAAUACGGCAUCGCUCCCAAAUAGGGUUAACUAGUGCUUUUUUUACCCUAACAAAUUCUUUUCAAAGAUCAGUACAAAUUAAACUUUAAGUCUCUUUCGUCAAAUAUCACAAUGUACACGAAACACAUUUCUUGCUUACGACAGAUUUAUGCGGCUGACAGCGAAAUUAUAUUGGACAGCUUGAGUUACCUCCCCGUGAGGUUUCGAGGCGCGUGAAUUCCUGAUGCUGUCGCUGACGAAUUCCCAUCCGCGUUUUACGAGUUGUCAGUGUAAUUACCACGAUCAAUUAGUGGCAGGGACUGAUAAUUAUUCCGAUUACUGUCCGGAGCUUAAAGAGAGAGAUUUUUAGAGCCAAUAUUGGUAUUUGCAUAUGUAUUAAUCUAGGCGAAUACCAAAGGGAAUUUAUUUACAUCGACGCGCCGUUCUCUGUGUAUGAUCGGAUCCUCACUACGGACGGAGAACUUUUCGCUCUUUUUACCAGAGGUUCUCCAAUAAUCCGCGCACUCACAGAGAACAUUUUAUUACAACAAAAAUGAAGGGGUUUGCCACUUCACGGAAGAAUCAUAUAAUACUUGUAUUUCCUGGGCGGCUGAAAACAUUGAAAACGUGUCAGUAGAAGAAGGAGGGUCAUGUUGUCCAAGAAGCAGUACGACCUCGUGUCAGAGGACGGGUACGACGCGCGCAUACCUCUCCACAACGACGAAGCUUUCCAACACGGAAUCCAUUUUCAGACAAAGUAUAUUGGCACUCAAGAUGUACCCAGGCCAAGCAGCCGUGUUGAAAUAGUUGCGGCCAUGAGAAAAAUAAGAUACGACUUCAAAUUAAAAGGCAUCAAGAAGAAGAAAGUUUGUCUGACUGUGUCAGUGGGUGGAGUCGAGAUAACACAUUCCAGGAAGCAACGGAGGUCGCUGUCUUCCGCUUCUACAGAAGAAAACAGAGAGCUGUUAUUACAGCAUCCUAUAUUUCGAAUAUUCUACGUUUCCCAUGAUUCGCAAGACUUGAAGAUAUGGAGUUACAUUGCCAGAGAUGGACCAACAAACUGCUUUAAAUGCUCUGUGUUUAAAGCAAAUAAAAAGAAUCAGGCCAUGAGAAUAGUUCGUACGAUUGGACAGGCAUUUGAAGUGUGUCACAAGCUUGAUCAGCAGUCGCAGUUACCCGUGAAAAACAACGAUGACCCAUUCGGAAAACCUAAAGAGAAAAUGAAUGUCCCUACGGAUAGUCCACGACCUCAACACUUGACGUCUCCCUCGAAAACAAAUAGUGCAAGACCCUCUCAACUUCCAUCACCCGAGGUUUCUAAGGUCAACAACCCGGAUCCUGCACCAAUCAGCACUCAUCAGCACGUUGUGUUGCUAAGACAACAAAUAGAACAGCAGCAACACCAAACACAAAUUGCGAUUGGCCAAGUUCAACUGCUAAAGGACCAACUAACAUCCGAGACUGCGGCCAGAAUAGAGGCACAGGCGAGAUCCCAUCAAUUAUUGAUGCACAACCGUGAUAUGUUAGAUCAGAUGGCGCAGUUGGUGGCACGAUUGCAGGAACUGGAGCUCAAAGUAAACGGCGCCGUCAACACAGCCAAUGUGGAAAACAUUCUACCGCCUCCUCCAACGUUACAGAUGCCUGUAUUACCCGACCCCACUACACCACAAGCGGGACCAGUGUACACCCCGGAGUACUUCAAGGGUAACGCUUUCGAAAAGAAUUUUGUCGCAGACUUUGAGACAGAUUCCCCAGACAGUGGGCAUAAAGAAAUGUCCUCAGAAAGUCUUUCCCUGCAAUUUCAAAAGUCAAACACCCCGUACUGGCAUAAUAUACUGAACGGAGAAUUGAUUUCUCUUAGCGCACCAACAGAUUUCGGAACAAUUUGUCAGGUCGUAGAAGAUAUAUCAGCAGUGACUGGAAAUCCUUUUGCGAGUGGAUUCGACGAAAACUUCGAUGGUCAGGAGUAUUUAAAAGACAGUGAACAUAUUAUCACUCCUUGUCCGCUUCAAGAUGCCAGUGGUAAUAGACUAGAGUUGAAACUGACAAGAGCGCCGAAGAUUGCGCCUCCACCGGAGUUUCGAAACUCGAAAUCUUAUAGAGAUUCUCAGUAUUCUGUACAGAGCACAGAAAGCGCAUCCUCGCAAGAUACGACACUUUUUGUGAAAACGCCAGACAGUGAUUAUUCUUCAAUAAACACAAGUGGAAGCAUGAUCUCUCAUAGUAACUCUACAAGCGGAAAUGUAUUAAACUUGCCGAUUGCUUCUAGUCAAUGCGAAAUGGAUUUGAAAAAAGAUUCCGACAAUUCUCCGAGUAACUCUCUCAGUUCUUCAAGUCACUCGAGCUCCAGUACAAGAUCAGAGCUCAGUCAAAUUCAAAAGCAGACGAAGACCAACGAAAGACCAACUGGGUGGCCCUCUCCGAAAUCUUCAAAACAGGGAUUCGAUAGUUUUCCUUUUUUAGAUUUCAAAACGAUUGAACAGAGAGAAGUGUCUGCUUCUCCCAGUAGUAUUAAACAGAGUGCUAAGAAAAGCCCCGUCACUGAUCAUCAAAAUAUUGAAAAGAUCGAAGAAAUACCACGAAGAAAACAAAUACAAGGAUACAGAGAUUUAGUAAUAAAGCCGGCCCCUCCUCCACCCCCACCCAGGACAGUCGAUCGAUUAUGAGUUUCUUUAGAAUAGCUUUUCCUUAUUGUCUAAAUUUACAACAAGAGGCUUUAAGACUAUUUCAUAUAUUUCUUGCAAGCAUGUUUUAAAUUGAUGCCAUCAAAUGUAGUCAUGCACUAAAUAUUUGCACUUUUUGUAGUAAAUCUUUGUACAUCAAUCUUUGUAUAUACUCGUAUGUAAUUAUUUAUACGAAAGUUUCUCUAGCUGAAAAGAAUAAAAAUUUAUCUCAAACAAAAA
Molecule: messenger RNA, 4487 nt
Organism: Ostrea edulis (European flat oyster)
Lineage: Eukaryota; Metazoa; Mollusca; Bivalvia; Ostreida; Ostreidae
Product: carboxyl-terminal PDZ ligand of neuronal nitric oxide synthase protein-like
Exons: 11
Coding region: 2235-4250 (671 amino acids)
Molecular function (GO): nitric-oxide synthase binding
Source: RefSeq, a predicted model, not a curated record